Messenger RNA from Zingiber officinale, 740 nucleotides. RefSeq names its product transcription factor bHLH150-like. Gene Ontology annotation, biological process: regulation of DNA-templated transcription. The transcript has a single exon. NCBI's taxonomy places the organism in Eukaryota, Viridiplantae, Streptophyta, Magnoliopsida, Zingiberales, Zingiberaceae. Gene Ontology annotation, molecular function: protein dimerization activity. Bases 85 to 645 code for a protein of 186 amino acids. The record is from RefSeq and is a predicted model, not a curated record.
UUACAUAUAUUUUGCUCCAAACCCACCUUCUUAAUCAACUCCUUUACCAUCUUUCCCAUUCAUUACCCAACCCACUUCAUCACCAUGAGCCACGCCGCCGCCGACACCGCCGCCGACGCUGCAUUAGGUUCGUCGGGGAAACUAAGGACGGCUCCAAAAUCGUCAACGCCGGUGAACAGGUGGCGCAACUCCUCCAAGGAACGCGCCUACCGCCGCCGCCUCGUCGAGGUCCUCUGCUCCGCUGCCGCCAAUUCGAGGUCGUCGGGCCCCUGCUCCAUCAAGGAGGCGGCCGACUCCGCUCUCGCCACGACCGCCCACGGUCGCUCCCGCUGGAGUCGCGCCAUUCUUUUCGCCCGCCGCUGCCGCGGCAGCGGCAGCAGCCGCAAGCUCCUCGCCAAGGCAGGCGGUACACGCUGCCGGCUGACCUCGGCGCCUCCUCCCCCGACUAAGAAGGGAAACAAGCUCGGGCACCGUCUGCGGGCGCUCGGCCGGCUCGUGCCCGGGUGCCGGAAGCUUCCAGCACUGACCUUGCUGGAGGAGGCGGCGGACUACCUAGCGGCGCUGGAAAUGCAGGCGAAGGCUCUGCGAGACCUCACCGACGUCCUCUCGGCUGCCGAGUCCGGCGGCGUACCGCCGGAGAAUUAACGACAACGAGUAUAUAUAUAUAUAUAUAUAUAACCUCACUCUAUCUAAUGACUUCAUAUAUACCAUCGUGUAACUGUCAUCAAUUAUCAAAAACU